AAGGGGGGGAAAACGAAACAUUGAAAACGCAGUUUGAGUUUCGAGAUUGUUGCUGCUGCUGCCGCCUCCAAAACUAACGAAAAAGGAACACAAGAGACAACAGACAACCACCCCCGCUCCCCACUCCAACUACACACACACAGAGAGAGAUCAACAACAACAAAGCAAAGAGCGAGAGAGAGAGAGAGUCAGCUUGCCAGCAGCUGAAAACAUAUGAUUUUUGUUUGUGUUGUUGUUUUUGCGCGCGCUCUUCUUCUACACGGCCAGAGCAAGCGGACCAACUGAGAACGGGGAACGGGCGAAUCGAACGAGUGGCCGGAACGAUUGGAAUUGUUGUGUUGUUGUGUUUCAGCUGCUCUGCUGACGGAACAACGCAAGUGUUGACAACAAGGCGCGCAGCGGAAGAGGCAGAAGCAGAGGAAGAAGCAAACGAGAGUAAAUAGGCAGAGCAGCAAAACAGAGCGACUGAUAGAAAGGGACACCAAAUAGCGAGAGAAGGAGAAGCAGCAACUGCAGAUCACAGACACUGUGUCUCCGGUGGCAGCGAGAACAGCUGGAAUAGCCAGCAGGGUCACUAGAGAGGAUUAGAGGAAGCCCCACCCACUGCCAAUCCACUGCCCUCCAGUGUGGAGGCACUGCAUCAGCGGCAGCAGCUGUGGUAGCAGCUAAAGAGGAGCGUCUCCGGCGGAGAGCAUCCGGCCAAUACCUUCCGGACAGCAUCCCCAGCACCGCCACAUCAUGUCCGCGGACUCGCCACGCCGCCAUCCCUCCGGCGUUGUCGUCGGCCUUGGAUCGGGUUCAGGGUCGGGGUCCGGGGCCGGAUCGGGAUCCGGCGGAAUGCGUGGCGCUGUGCCCGCCGUUGUGCCACCACAAACGGUAUCGGAUCGCUCGAUCCUGGACUCGGCCAUCGGGUUUAUCAACGAUGUCACGCUGGCCAAUCAGCCGGUGCAGGAUCCCAAGGACACCAUUACCUGGGCCCGCUUCGAGACCUGUGCCGAUGUGAGUGAUCCCCGGUUCGGCGACGACUGGGAGCUGGAGGGGAAUGCGGCACCGCCGCUCCUCCUCAUCCUUGGUUACGGCCUGGGCGUCCAGGUGUGGGCCAUUCCCGCCAACGGCGAGGCCGUCGAGGUGCUCUCCUGGCGACACGGCGUUGUCACUGCCCUCCGGGUGCUGCCCACGCCGGCUACAGCCCCCGCCUUGGAUGACAACGGUCGGGCGGACGAGCCGGUCGAUGGCUUCGCCGAGAAGCGUCCUCUGGUGGCGCUCGUCGACGGCGGCAGCGCAGCGGCCAGCGGUCUUCUAUCCGGCGGCCCAUCGGGACUAGGCGGCGGCCUGGCCAGCAGUGGCGGCUCAGCAGGACCCGCAUCCUCGGCGGCCGCCCAAUUCAGUGCCGUGAACUUCGUCUCCCUGAAGACGGGCGCCCAGGUGAAGACGAUCAAGUUCAAGAACGCCGUGCUGGACAUCCAGGCGAACCGGUCAGCGGUGGUCAUCACCUUCCACGAGCGGAUAGCCGUGUUCGAUGCCAGGACGCUGGAGGACCGCCUUACCAUAACCACCUGCUAUCCCAGCCCGGGGAUCAAUCCCAAUCCCAUUGCCUUGGGACCGCGCUGGCUGGCGUAUGCGGAGCACAAGCUGCUGCACUCGAAGCGCAGCGGCGGCGGCUGCGACGGCGAGGGCGUCCCCAGUUACACCGCCACCGUGCUCAACGCGGCCAAGUCCCUGGGCAAGGGCCUGCGGGAGUUUGGUGAGCAGGUGGCCGCCGGACUCACAGGCACCACCGCCGGCAGCGGCGCCAGCUCCAAGAGCAGUAGCUUCGACUCGGCUAGCGGUGGACCGGAUGCCAAACAGUCGGGUGUGGUGACCAUAAUCGAUGUCAAGCAUCCCGUCAAGGACUAUAGUCCCACGUCGGGGACACCGCUGAGCUCCAGUGGUGGCGCCCAAGCUGGCGGCGAUCCCAUCGUGGCACACUUUGUGGCCCACAGCGAGGCUUUGGUGGCCAUGGAGUUUGAUAGCUCCGGGAUGUUGCUCCUUACGGCCGACCGGCGGGGUCAUGACUUCCAUGUGUUCCGGGUGCAGCCGCAUCCGGUGGGUAGCAGCCUGGCCGCCGUGCACCACCUGUACGUGCUGCAUCGGGGCGAUACGAGCGCCAAGGUGCAACAUAUUGCCUUCUCGCUGGACUCGCGCUGGGCGGCCGUGUCGACGCUGCGCGGCACCACCCACGUCUUCCCCAUCACGCCCUACGGCGGCGCCAUGGGCGUUCGCACCCACACCUCGCUGCACGUGGUCAACAAGCUGUCGCGCUUCCAUCGGAGCGCCGGGCUGGGCGCCGACGGUCGCUCCAGCUCCCCGAUCUCGCACUCGGAGAGCAUGACGUUCGUCCAGUCGCUCCAGCCGUACCACAAUCCCACGCUGCCCCCCUACCCGCGGCCAUCGGUGGUCCAGCCACUGGCCCAGCUGCGUCAGCCCUUCACGCUGGGCACACCGCCCGGAUCGGCGGGCCUGGGCGUGGGCAUUGGCGGCGGUGUCGGUGUCGGCGGCGGCAUGACCUCGGGUGUCAGUUCGGGCGUUCAUGGAGGGGUCGGAGGCGGCGGCAGUAGCAGCCAACGGCAGCGACAGCGCCUCUCCUCGCUCUCGGACGACAGCGGGAAGCCGUUGAGCGUCUGCUCCAUAUUCGCCAAGUCGCGAUCCUGGCUACUGGAACCGCCCACGGCGACCAGAGAGGCACCGCAUCGCGUCCAGCGAAAGGCGGUGGACUCGCUCUUCGUGAUGGCCGGCCAUGGGGCGCUCAUCCAGUACGAUCUGGACACGAAGCUACCCUCAAAUGUUGCCAAAGAGAAGAUUUGUGAUGACACGCCCAUCGAACUGGAGGUGGAGGCCCGGGCCCAGUGGAAUCUGGGCAGGCGCAAGGAUGGAUCUCAUGAAAUCAAACCACCGCUGGCGCUGGACAACUGGCUGAUCAAGGAUCGCCAUGCCAGCCUCCUGCUGGACAGCGCCCAUCAAUUCGACGAGCCGGACGAGCGGGCCGAGAGCUGGCUAGCCCAGGUGGAGAUUAUCACGCAUGCGGGUCCCCAUCGUCGGCUCUGGAUGGGACCGCAGUUUGUUUUCAAAAACUACAACACGCCCAGUGGUUCCAACCUGAACCAUGUGGACGCGGAGGCUGUAGAGAUUGGCGUCACCAAGACGUCUAGCACAACGCUGCCUUCCACAGCAGCCGGCUCCUCAUCCUUGGCCACUGGCUCUGGUGCCGCCAAGGAUCGAUCCAGUCCCCUGAACAUGCCGCUGAGUGCCGCCGCCGCAGCUGCCGCCUCGGUGGGAGCAGUCGGCGUGGGUGGUGGCGGCGGAGGCUCAUCCCUGACAAGUCGCAGUGGUGCCGGUGUGCCUGUGCUCAUUGAAUCGGGCUCAUACAGCAGCAUCGAGCAGAGUCCCAAGCUGAUGGAUCGCUUCCGGCACGGCCAUUUGGAUUCGGAUUACGGACAUGGGGACACGCGUCUCAAGGAGGAUCUGGCAGAUGCUAUGCGGGAAUCGCCAUCAACGGCGGCGGCGCGACGCGAGACAUCCGCCGGUUCCGGAGUUCCGAUCGCUUCCGACUACGUCCAUCGCUCCGCUUCGGGCCCUGGCCGAUCCUCGCCAGCCGGCAGCGUGGAGGCUAUGGCGACCGUGACUAGCUGUGAUAAUGCCUGCUACUACGAUGCCCUGGCCGAGCACGAGACGAGCCCCAACGAUCUGGGCCUGGACGAGGCCGAGGAGCAGGAGCAGGAUGUCGAGGGUGGCGCCUCCGCCAUUGCCGCCCUGGCCUCGGUGCUGCCGAACAUCUGUAGCUAUUCGCGGGUGGAGAAGAUGGUGAAUCCAUUGGGCACGGUGACGGACCUGAAUGCCGGCAUCUCCGGGGAGCUGCAGACGGACAUGCUGGACGAGGUGGUCGGCCAGUUGGCCGCCGAGGAGACCGUUAUCCAUGAGAACUGUGACGAGGCCCUCUUCCGGCCGGUGGUGGCCAUUUUCUGCAACGAUCCGGUCGAGCGACGGAAGCUCCUGGCAAAGGGUGAGAAGGACGUGGGUGACAAGGAGGCCCCGGAUGCAGGGGCCAGUUGCCAGCCCCCAGUGGUCCUGGGGAACAAGCUGAUAGUGCCUGUCAUUGCCAAGGAGGUGGACGAGGUGCUGGUCCAGAAGGAGAAGCAGAAGACCCAGAAGCAAUCGCACAAGAAGCAGCAGAAGCAGCAGCAGCAACAACAACAACAGAAGGAUUCCCUGAGGUCCUUGGCGGCUGCUGAGGAUGCUGCUCAGGCCCAGAGAUUUGCGGAACUGUCUCAUCUCAACAAGCCGAAGGGUAAUCCGGGCAAGAGCUCCAGCCAGAAGAGCGGGAGCGGUACCUCCGAGGACGAGGCCACUUCAGUCACCAUUUCCUUGACGAAGUCCACCAAGAAAUCCAAGGGAGGCAAGUCAAAGGUGGCUCUAAAAGCUCCGGAGAAGAAGGAGCCCGAGGAGAAAAAGCCCGAGGAGAAGAAGCCCGAAGAGUCGGAUGGGGAAUCGGAUCAUGCGGACAGCUUGCUGGCCAACAAGGGAAGCAUUGCGGCCGUCAUGGUGAGCAGUGCCAGUGCCCAGGGAUUGAGUCUGCACGUCGAGACGGAGGAGGAGGAAGAGGAGCAGCCCUUGGUGGCAGAUUCCUGGGAUAAGGAGGACACCGAGGAGGAGCAGAAGGAGGAGGAACCUCAGCCCGUAAAGGUGGUAACUAAGAGAAAGCAGACAUCGGGAGCCACAGCAACCAUGACAAUCGAAAAGAGCAAGGAUAAGAGCAAAGAGAAGGAGAAAGAGAAGGAAAGAGAGCGCGAGGAGAAGCUUAAAGAGAGGGAGCGGGAGAAGGAAAGAGAGCGCGAGGAGAAGCUUAAAGAAAAGGAGGAAAUGGAGAAACAAAAAGAAAAAGAAAAGCAGGCGAAGCUCAAGGAAAAGGAACGAGAGGAGAAGCAAAAAGAAAAGGAAAGAGAAGAAAAGCUCAAGGAAAAGGAGAGAGAGGAGAAGGAGAAACAAAAGGAGAGGGAGGCGAAGCUCAAGGAGAAGGAACGGGAGGAGAAACUCAAAGAAAAGGAAAGGGAGGCGAAGCUCAAGGAGGAGAAGCAAAAGGAGAAGGAAAGAGAGGAGAAGCAGAAGGAAAAGGAACGAGAGGCCAAGAUCAAGGAGAAGGAGCGCGAGGAAAAGGAGAAGGAAAAACUGAGAAAACAGAAGGAAAAAGAACGCGAAGAGCAGCUCAAGGAAAAGGAACGCGAAGCCAAGCUAAAGGAGGAGAAGCUGAAGGAGAGAGAAAAAGAAGAAAAGCUUAAGGAGAAGGAAAAAGAAGAAAAGCUCAAGGAGAAAGAGAGAUUAGAAAGAAUUAAAGAGAAGGAAAGGGAAGAAAGGAUCAAGGAGAAGGAGAAAGAGGAAAGAAUUAAAGAAGAGAAAUUAAAAGAAAAGGAAAAGGAGGAAAAGCAAAAGGAGAAGGAGAAGGAGAAAGAAAAGGCGGAAAAGCUUAAAGAAUUGGAAAGAGAAAAGGUAGCGAAGCUUAAAGAGAAAGAACGCGAGGAAAAAGAGUCUGAGAAGAAGCUGAAGGAGAAAGAAAAGGAGAAGGACAAAAAGGGCAAGACCCUGGAGAAGGAGAAACCUGUAGAGAAGACGAAACCCCAGCAAGAUUCACCCUCCGCCUCCGCCUCCAGCUAUGUGGUUAAGGUCGUGGAGACGGCCGCCAAUCCUCUCAAGAAACCAGUGGCUGUCCCCCUGCCCGCCAGUCCCUGGAAACGAGUCUCCGCCGAAGAGACACCAGCCAAACUGCCGGCAGUCCUGGACUAUCCCAGUCUGGGCAACAAGAAGACCACCAAGAGUCCGGAGAAGAAGCGGGACGAGAAGCUAUUGCCCGGACUGAUCACUCCACCCAAGGAGGAGUCACGGUCGCCAGGGGCUGCGGCUGUCAAAGACAAUUUCGAGGACUUUCUCAGUGGCCUGAAGCCACUAGAGGCACUGCCACCGCUGCCGGCUCUGGAGCCCCUGGAACCGCUGGGGGCGUCCAAGAAGGAUGCGGACAAGGACACCCAGCUCAGUCUGAUCAAUUUCGAGAGUCCGCUGCUGGAGAAUGCAGCGAUUCCCAGAACCAUUUCCCCGCCGCCCAGGGGCUUUACCGAGCAGACUCUGGUCCUGGCACUUUGCGGCUCCCUGCACUACGAAAACGAGCAGGAGAGGAUCAAGGAUCAGGACCUGGACCAGGAGCUGGAACUAGAGAAGGAUGGGGAGACGGAACCGGAACCAGAGUAUCUGCCCUUGAGUACGCUGGCCCUGCAGAAGUCCACAUCCACUUCGAAUAACUCCUCGGGCUCUGAGGAGAUCGUCAUCAUGGAGGAGCCGGCCAAGAAACUGAGCAAGAAGCACAAGCGCCUGAAGCAGCUCCAGCUCCAGCAGCAGCAGCGGGAGAGGGAGCGCGAGCGGGAACGGGAGCAGGAGAGGGAGCCGGAUGACGAGGAACUGCGUCCGCUGAUCAGUGUCAGCAUGUGCGAUUCCCAGCUAGAGAUGCCGGAAGGCGGGAGCAAGACCACGCCCGAGGACAAUGAGCAGCUGGAGCCGCAGGAACCGGAACCGGAGCAAUCCCUGCCCGAGGACCUGCUUCACUUCGGCAGCAGUGGCGUUGCCAUGGGCGCCCUGGUGGCCACCGCAACCACCACCACUUCCACCACAACGGACAGCGAAGGACCCGUGCCGGCCACCACUUCCGACGACAACCUCGUGUACGGCUCCUCCUCGACGAGCAGCUCCACGCCGCACAAGCUCAAGACCAAGAAACUGGAGCACAAGAUCAAUCUUAUUGCCGCCAUCGAGGCGGCCACCUCCUCCUCGACGUCCUCGGCGGAGGAGAGCAGUGUGGAGACCACAGUUCAUCCGGAUCCCACGGGUCUGGGUCUUGGCACCGUAUCCCAGGCCGCGGGUGGAGCCUCCGCCGGUGCUGGUAGCUCGGGCGCCAGUGGAACGGCCGGUUCGUCGCUUCCCGCCGCCCCCGGCAGCGUCACCGCUGUGGGCCUGGGGGUGGGCGUGGCCAGCCCGCCGAGUGCCACAAAGAAAAAGACGAAGCGCCGCAAGAGAUAAGAAUUAGCGAUUUGUUUGCUGUGCGUCUUCAGCUUGGUGGUCCUGUGGCAUCUGUAUGCGAAUCGGGAGGAUCCCGGCCAUCGGAUAGCCACCGCCCAGGCGCUGCAGCAGUCGCCGCCGUUUUUGUCCCAGCCGUCACAGGGUCCGGUUAGGGAACCAGAUUCUGGACAAGGACAAGGUUCAGUACCAGGACCAGGACCGGGACCAGGACCGGGAGUAGGACCAGAAGAUCAGGUCCUAAAACCGGACAGAAGCAGCGGACAGUAGCCAAGUCGAGACAGCAGCAAACAUCCCCCCUUCACACCCUCACUCUCUCUUAGGAGAUCUACCCUCCCCUUGGAAUCCUUGCCAGAAAAUGGCUUAGAUCCUUGCAAGGAUCAUAAACAGAUUCUAGAAAAAAAAAAAUGAGAAAUAUAUCACUCUU
Molecule: messenger RNA, 7519 nt
Organism: Drosophila bipectinata
Lineage: Eukaryota; Metazoa; Arthropoda; Insecta; Diptera; Drosophilidae
Source: RefSeq, a predicted model, not a curated record